Nerophis ophidion (straightnose pipefish) is the source of this 6221-nucleotide messenger RNA. Its product is annotated as cilia- and flagella-associated protein 69-like. The transcript has 23 exons. Bases 439 to 3234 code for a protein of 931 amino acids. Gene Ontology annotation, cellular component: non-motile cilium; sperm midpiece. The record is from RefSeq and is a predicted model, not a curated record. Gene Ontology annotation, biological process: olfactory behavior; response to odorant; positive regulation of flagellated sperm motility. NCBI's taxonomy places the organism in Eukaryota, Metazoa, Chordata, Actinopteri, Syngnathiformes, Syngnathidae.
UUAACAAAACCACCACGCCGCCUUUUAGGAACCUUGGAAAUCGGACAACCCGGACGGCGUUGACGUCAUUGUCCAUUGUGAGCAAAACGGCAAACGCGCGUGACGUCGUGGACCACACCCGGGUGUCAAAGUUGGUGAUAAGCAGUAAAUAAUAAGUAUCUUUCGCCGUUUUACGUAGUGGGUCUCCAAGUCCCCACCCCACACCAAACGAGAAACCGGAAGUUUCGAUUUCCAAGGGAAAAGGAACGCACCAUCAGACUUGAGGCAGCAUUUUGACAAAGAGAGAAGAUGUUCGCCAUCACCGUUAAAAGUUUCUUUUUACCGAGGCUAUUUUUUUUAAAAGUUGUCUUUAGAUGAAUAACCCAUUCGGUUCGUAGUCAUUCACUGACAGCGCUUGCAUUUAGGGGAUUUGCGUAAAUAAACAAUGGCUGGAGUUUAAUGCUGCACUUUAUGAAAACAAUGGAUCCAUGUGGAGUUGCGCACAGGAGGAAAGUGGACGUAGCUGUUGUGAGGCCAAGGGUUACAGACCAUGUUGAGCAGGUCUGUUUUAAAACUCUGGACCUCAACAAGGUGAUCCACCUCCUUGAAGACUCCCUGACAGCACACAUGCAGGAGAGGCACAUUUUUGUGCUGAAGAAGGUACUCAGGAGAAGACACCACGGCUUUCUGCUGAGGGAGCUGGCCUGCAUCACCAGAAUCCUGCACGCCUGUGCAGAGAAGGCCAUGGACCAACCUGAGUAUUCCAGCAUUUUGUGCGAGGCGCUUCAGAUUUGCAGGCUCCCCUUCCUGAAGGAGAGGGUGUCCGACGAGCUGAUCUACGCUCAGGAUGUCAAAGAGUUCCUCUCUCACAUGGGCUAUCUGAUGAGGGUGCCGGACGCAGAGGUGAGGCACCGGGUAGUCGAAUCGGUCAAGUCCUUCUACACCUGCGCCGCUCCCAGCAAACAGACGCACGACGGGCCUCAGCCGACGUCCCCGGGCUACAGGCUGCAGCUGCUGGAGCGCAGCGACCUGGCCCAGACGCUCUUUCUCUCCAUGGCGGCGCUGGAGGAGCAGCCCGCCAUCAAGCUGCUGCUCCUGCAAACACUUCAGAUCCUCUCCAGCUCGUCUGAUAUGAACUGUGCUUUAAUGCUGAGCGUUCGAGGGGUCGAAACCAUCUGCCUCCACAUGAACGAGUUCGACCCCAGCGGGCAGUUCCUGUUCUACUCUUCCGAAAUCCUCUGGAACCUUCUGGAUCGAGGCAGCAAGACCGAGGUGGCCGCCCAGCUCAGCAGCAUGGAAUGUGCCUUAUCUCUCAAAGAAGCGUUCUCUCACCUCCUGCUGCACAGCGCCCGGCACGCUGACGUCCAUGUCCGGAACGACCUGCUCGUGUUGACGACUCUCUUUGCCGAGUACUCCAGCCAUCUGCUCAUUGAGAGCUCCUUCGCCAAGCUGCUGGUGGCUCUCAGCACUUCUCCCGAGCUGAAGAGUCACAACCCUGUGGUGGGCAAGCUGAAGCUGAGCUGCAGCAUGGAGGACCUGCAGAUGAAGAAGCUGCUGUUGAAUCUGCUGGUGUUGAUGUCCAAAGACUCAGCGGCCAUCCAGAUAUUCAAAGAAGAGCAGGUGAUGCUGGCUCUACUCGCGCUCAUCAAGCCGCCCGCCGCCGCCCCCUCCGACUCCUGCGAGGCCCGGCCGAAAUCGCGUGACUGGUCCCCCGUGCAGCACGAGGAGCUCCAGCUGCAGGCGCUGGCCGUCCUGGCCACCGUGGCCCCGCUCAUGCUGGACCAAUUCAUGUCCUCUUACGGCACCGUGGCCCUGCUGCACCUGCUGGACUGGUGCACCGGGCCAGACACCUUCUUCGGACACGGCCACAGCUUCCAUGCCACCGGAGGGCGAGGCGGUAAGAGGGCUCACAUGCGCCACUGCCUCAGACUGAUGAGGUCCGUGACCUCGCUGGCCGAGAAGACCCUCAACCAGGACCUGUGUGACCAGGGCGCCAUCCACCUGCUCUUGGGCCUCCUGAUGCAGAUGGAGGCGAGCCCCGACGAAGAGGAUGCGGUUACCGUGGAGAUGAAGUCCGACAUGCAGCUCAUCAUUUCCGCCCUGUGUGAGAGCGACGUGCACAGGAAGGAGCUGUUCGGGACCGAGGGCGUGGACAUGGUGGUCCACUUCCUGAGCCGAGGAUCCGGCAUGUUCUACAGCGGUCUGGGUCACAACAAACUCCUCCUCUCCACGUUGGUGUGUGUGCGGCUCUGCAUUGUUGGCUGCUACACCACCGAGGACUACUUCUUGACCCGAGACGGCGCCAAGCUUCUCCUCGACCUGCUCAUUUCGAGUCCCAAGUGUGUGCACGCCGUCCUCCUCGCCGCCGUGCUGGAGCUGUGCGACAACCCCAACACCGUCCCUGACGUCCUGGCCUGGAGGCACGCGGACAGCGGGCGCGCGGCUCCCAGCCUCCUGCUGCACGUGUGGAGGCGGGAGGAGGCGGAGCUAGGGGUCAGCAGAAACCAACACGGCGGCAUCGCAGAUCCCAAACAGCCCAUCCUGGGUCACCGACCUCUGGAGGACGAGGAUCUGAUGUCCACACCGAACGCCCCGAGUGCUGCCGUGCUGGAGAUCCAAGAGAACCUCCAGGCUAAGAUUUACUUGAUCUUCUGCAAAAUGGGUUUCCAGGACCUUCCAGGACUGUCCGUAAAAGAUCACGUGACCUUGUGCCUCAUCAAACGAUACCUUGACUUCAAGGUGGCCGAUGUGUGGGACGAGAUCGACCGGGAGCUGACCCUGGAGGCCGUGAGACCCGUCACGCCCGACCAGGAGACUUUGCGCGUGGCCCGCCAGAUGUCGCAGCACACGGCCGAGGCGGUGGCCGCCGAGCAGGAAGGCGUCCUGCAGGAGCAAGUCAGGACCGCCAGCCAAGAGGAGGAACUUCUUUAUGAGGAGUUGAAGUCUCACUGGAAGCAACGGCAACUCGCAGCGAUGUCUUGGAGCGACUUUGUUUCCAGGACUUCCAACUACGACACGCUGAAGGACAUCAAGGAGCAGAGGGAGAAAAACGCCGAGGAGGUCCGAUCGAUGGAGGAGGACGUUGCGCCGCGUCCCGAGGAGCUUUUCAUCGGCCAAAUGGUGGUGAGCGAGGACGGCGGCGCUCGGGCCAUCAAACUGACCAAGACUCCCCUGAUGGCGGCGGCGCAGGAAGAAGCUCUCCUCUCCAAACGUGAACGCCUGCGAUUCUGUAGCUCUGUUCCUGUCAAAGACUGACGUGUCCUCUUCUUGGAGGAAUUACAGCAGGAGUGUCCAAAGUGCGGCACGGGGGCAUUUUGCGAGCCACAGCUCAUUGUUUAAAUGGCCCCGCAUUUUUGUCAAACUACAGUUGAAACCAAAAAAACAAUGACUGUAAAAAGGCUAAAAAAAAAAAUACUAAGAACAUGACAUUGACUGGCAAAACAACAAUAAAAAUUGCACCAUGCUGAUGUUAGCAUGAUAACUUUAGCAUACUAACAGUUAGCAUGUGUCAAGUACCAAAUGAUAUGACCCUGAGUGAACGCCUUUAAAAUUAGUUAAAAAAAAGAAGUUAGCAUGCUAAUGUUAGCAUGGGUCAAUUACCAUGUUAUAUGACACUGAAUGAACAGCUGCAAACUUGUGAAAAAAUUUAGCACGUGUCGAGUAUCACGUUAUAUGACCUUGAGCGAACGGCUGCAAAAUUUGCGGAAAAAAAAAAAAAGUUAGAAUGCGUCGAGUACCUAGUUAUAUGAACGUGAGUGAACGGCUGCAAAAUUAGUGAAAAAAGUUAGCAUGCUAACAGUUAGCAUGUGUCAAGUACCAUGUUGUAUGACACUGAGUGAACGGCUGCAAACUUGUGAAAAAUGUUUAGCACGCGUCGAGUAUCACGUUAUAUGACCUUGAGCGAACGGCUGCAAAAUUUGCGGGGGAAAAAAAAAAAAAAGUUGGCAUGCGUCAAGUACCUAGUUAUAAGAACGUGAGUGAACGGCUGCAAAAUUAGUGAAAAAAGUUAGCAUGCUAACAGUUAGCAUGUGUCAACUACCAUGUUGUAUGACACUGAGUGAACGGCUGCAAAGUUGUGAAAAAAUUUUGCACGCAUCAAGUAUCACGUUAUUUGACCUUGAGCGAACGGCUGCAAAAUUUGGGGGGAAAAAAAAAAAAAGUUAACAUGCGUCGAGUACCUAGUUAUAUGAACCUGAGUGAAUGGCUGCAAAAUUAGUGGAAAAAGUUAGCAUGUGUCAAGUACCAAGUUAUAUGACCCUAAGUGAACAACUGCAAACUAGUGAAAAAAGUUAGCACGUCAAGUAUCAAGUUAUAUGACCCUGAGUGAACGCCUGCAAAAUUAGUUUAAAAAAAGUUAGCAUGUUAACAGUUAGCAUGUGUCAAUUACCAUUUUACAUGACACUGAGUGAACAGUUGCAAACUUGUGAAAAAAUUUAGCACGCGUCAAUUUUUAAGUUAUAAGACCUUGAGUGAACGGCUGCAAAAUUUGCGGGGGAAAAAACAAACAAGUUAGCAUGCGUCGAGUACCUAGUUAUUUGAACCUGAGUGAAAGGCAAAAUUAGUGAAAAAAGUUAGCAUGUGUCAAGUACCAAGUUAUAUUACCCUAAGUGAACAACUGCAAACUAUUGAAAAAAGUUAGCAAGUCAAGUAUCAAGUUAUAUGACUAUGAGUGAACGGCUGCAAAAUUUGCGGGAAAAAAAGUUAGCAAGCGUCGAGUACCUAGUUAUAUGAACCUGAGUGACUGGAUGCAAAAUUAGUGAAAAAAGUUAGCAUAUGUCAAAUACCAAGUUAUAUGAUCCUUAGUGAACAACUGCAACAUUUGUGAAAAAAUUUAGCAUGCUAACAGUUAGCCUGUGUCAAGUACCAAGAUAUAUGACCGUGAGUAAACAGCUGCAAACAAGUGAAAAAGGUUAGCAUGCGUCAAGCAUCAAGUUAUAAGACCCUGAGUGAACAGCUGCAAAAUUAGCGAAAAAAGUUAGCAUGCUUUGAGUACCAAAUUAUAUGACCCUGAGUGAACGGCUGCAAAAUUUGUGGAAAAAGUUAGCAUGUGUCAAGUACCAAGUUAUAUUACCCUAAGUGAACAACUGCAAACUAGUGAAAAAAGUUAGUACGUCAAGUAUCAAGUUAUAUGACCCUGAGUGAACGGCUGCAAAAUUUGCUGAAAAAAAAGUUAGCAAGCGUCGUGUACCUAGUUAUAUGAACCUGAGUGACCGGCUGCAAAAUUAGUGAAAAAAGUUAGCAUGUGUUAAAUACCAAGUUAUAUGAUCCUAAGUGAACAACUGCAAAAUUUGUGAAAAAAUUUAGCAUGCUAACCGUUAGCCUGUGUCAAGUACCAAGAUAUAUGACCGUGAGUAAACAGCCGCAAACAAGUGAAAAAGGUUAGCAUGCGUCAAGCAUCAAGUUAUAAGACCCUGAGUGAACGGCUGCAAAAUUAGCGAAAAAAGUUAGCAUGCUUCGAGUACCAAAUUAUAUGAUCCUGAGUGAACAGCUGCAACAUGAGUGAAAAAAGUUAGCAUGUGUCAAGUACUAAGUUAAAUGAUUCUGAGUGAACGGCUGCAAAAUUAGUGAAAAAAGUUAGUAUGCGUCGAGUACCUAGUUAUAUGAACCUGAGUGAACCGUUGCAAAAUUUGUGAAAAAAGUUAGUAUGCUAACAGUUAGCAUGUCUCAUGUACCAAAAUCUAUGACCGUGACUAAACAGCUGCAAACCAGUGAAAAAGGUUAGCAUACGUCAAAUAUCAAGUGUAUAUAUGACCCUUGGUGAACGGCUGCAAAAUUAGUGAAAAACGUUAGCAUGCUAACAGUUAGCUGGUGUCAAGUUAUACAACUCUAAGUGAACGGCUGCAAAAUUACUGAAAAAAGUUAGCAUGCAUCAAGUUUCAACUUAUAUGACCCUGAGUGAACGGCUGCAAAAUUAGCGUAAAAAAAUGUUAGCAUGUUAGCAAGUACCGAGUUUUAAAAUUAGCUAAAAGUGCUAGGGUCCCAAAAAUGCACUUUGUUGUACAAAGCUGACAUGUGGGAGGUUUUGUUGAUUAUUUUAAUACUUUUUUUUUUUUUUUUAACACAUUUUCCUUCACUAAAUCACUUUUUCCAGCACGCCGUCCUGUGAGGGAACAUUUGGACACCCCUGAUUUUUAGUCAUGUUUUUUUUUUCUUUUUUCUAGGUAUAUCUUAUUAUAGAAUGUGUAAUAUUGCAGUGUGAUAAUGACAAGUGUAUUUUAUAGCAUUUUUUUGAAUUGGUAAGC